UAAGAGAAAGAUGGCGGACGAAGCUGCACGUUGCGAUGUUGCAACGGUAAAGACCCGUAAAUAGAUUUCUUGGCAUCGUUUGAUUUAGAUGGCUCUUCUUCAAUUGCAAGGAACUUACGGAUAUUCCAGAAAGCUGUUACUACGUUGGAGUCGUUGUGGUUUUAGAUUCAAAACCAAUACCAAGGUACAACAGUAAUUUCUCGAUAUAUUAUACAGAACACUUUCACAUUUCACUUCAAGUUGAUGAUAAUCUGUAAUGUUUUGGUCGAUAGUGUCUCUUUACUUUUGAUUGUAUUCUCCCCUAGGAAUUUCAGAUAACUUUAUUCUCCUUACAGUGUCAAAAAAUUUCAAGCACAUGCGAGAAUUUAGAGAAGGAUAUCCACCUGCAGGGGAUAAUUUUGACGUGUAACAUCAACUUAUCAGACCCAAUGUUAAAUUAUGCGGCAGAUAGCUUUUGGGGAGAAUUGACUUUAAAGUGUUGCACUGUGUCACCAUUGCUAAAAAAAGGCCAAGGAAAAACGUAUUUUGAGGUUUAAUAUAACUUUUGGUUGGAAAAAAAAACACCUCAUCCAUUUCUCCGGAAUUAGCAAGCCCUUCACUUAACUCAGAAGAGCGCUGAAAAGAAUUCACAGCAAAAAAAAUAAAAGAUAAUGAAAAAAAAAACACAACAGACAGGAAAGUCCUCAAUAAUGAACCAAAGCUCUAAUUGAAUCUAAUAAACCAUGUGUUGCCAUCUGAGGUUUAGGCACAGUAAAAUGUAAAGAACACAACUCCAGAAUAACAAUUAAGUAAUAUAUUUAUGAGCACAUUUUCCCAAUUCCCCUGUACCUAUAGACUCCUUUUGCAGCUAUCAUUCAGGUUGUUUUGGAUAACAUGCUCCCCAUUGAGGAGAAGGGAGCAUGUUGUGUUACAAGCUCAAAUGGUGACUGUGGUAAAGUUGGGUUUGCCAUUUUAUUGUUACUUUGAAGUUAUUCAUGGGUCUGUGAACUUUGUUUUAGAAUAUUUCACAACUGGAUAAUGAUACAGAUGGUGCUGAGAGUGAGAUUCACAGUCUAUUUGUAAAUCCUAGCAGGGGAGCUAAUCAGGAAGCUGUUUCUUCAUUGUUGGAGUCACCACUCUCACUGCAGUACAUGAACAGAAAUCAAAAUGGCGAAAGAAUCUACCUUGGCAAGUAUCCCAGUGUAACAUCAAUUCUUGGUCAAACUAAGCCUCCAAACGAACAUUUUGCUUUGCUAAAUUGGAGGAAAGCUCAGAUUUCUGAGCUAGGAAAGAGAAAGUUUAACAAGCAAGCACAAAUCACCUUUAGGAAGGGACAACUUUUUCAUCAAGUAAGUGAUGAUUUAUAAUGCAUGUAAUAGCUUCACUUAGAAGAAAUAAGUGGUUAAUUAUAAGGGAGUGUGUAAGUGAGUAUUAGUAAGUAAGUUAGUUAACUCUUUAUUCAAAGCAUGCUUAUUUUGCAAAAUUUUACAAAAUUUAUGUGGAGAGAAGAAGAUCAACUCUCUGACCCCUAAGAGUGACUAGUAUCUAAUUUCUCCUUAGAAUAUUACCCCAGAAUCAAACAUUUAGUUCACUAGAAUAAAGGAAAUGAUCACCAUCUAAAGAAACUCUUGCCUAUUAAACAAAUUCUCCUUGUCAUUACCACAGAGAUUAUAUAAGGAACAGUAGGGAGAAUAUGCCUACAGAUGUUAGGGUGUAAAGGGUUCAUAUCUGUAUUUUUUAUUAAUAGGCUGUUCAGCUGUACUUUAACAGCAGUAAUGUACCAGUUCUAGAUGAAGGUUCAAGUGAUGCAGGAUAUUGGCAGAGUGUCAAACAUGUGUUAAAGGAUGUUACAAACAUAGUGGCAGUUGAGAGUGCUGUGGCACAUCCUUUGUUACAAUAUGCCGGGACUCUUGACCUUAUAGCAGAGUAUAAGGGUACACUGAGUGUGAUAGACUGGAAGACUUCAGCAAAACACAAAACUAACCUCAAAGACUGCUAUUCCUACCCUCAACAAAUUGUGGCUUACGCUGGUGCUGUAAAUUUUGAUGAGAACUAUCCAUUUCAGGUUUGGUUUGUUUUGUUUUCAUGAAUUUUACAAGACUUUAGGACAACUCACAGAAAUUGUAGGCUGUGCAACAGUUGUUAAUCCUUCAACUCCAUGAGACAGAAUUUCUCCUUACAAUGUCAUCAUGAUAUCAAGCAGGAACGUGAUGAGAAUUAAAAAAAAAAAAAACAAAUUAGGUAAUUAUUAGUUGAUCCAAUACCAACUUCUCCAAAUUAGCAUUAUAAGAAUUGUGUGGCAGACAUUGAACUGUAUGGGAGAAUUAAUAGAUAAAUGAGAUCUUUGGAGUAAGUGGGUUGAGAUAAAGCUUUGAUUAGUCUUCUUAUGGCAUUCUCAUUAGAAAACUAUAAUUAAAAUUUUUUCUCACCUACAGGUUUGUAAUGGAGUGAUAGUUAUUGCAUAUGAAAAUGGUGACCCAGCAGAUGUUCACUGUCUGUCACAGGAAAUGUGUGAAUCUUAUUGGUUAGAGUGGCUGGCACGACUGCAACAAUAUAGAAAAAAAUUCCCAGAAUGUGUUAUUAGUGAAACUGAUUCAGAAGCCAGAGAAACUAGAGAUGACGUGCAUGAGGGUUGCAAAUUUGAGGCAUCAACUGAUUCUCCCAGGUCAAGAUCUGUGAAUAGCAUUGGUGUGCCUUUGAAAAGCCUCGGUAGAAUAGUCAAAGAUGAGGAUGUUAUCGAUGAUGAGAAAGUUGUUGAUGAAGAGGAAUUCCUGUCUAAGAGACGAUUUUAUGGGUUUUCUGCCUUGCUAGCUAUGAUCAAAUCACCAGAGGCAUUGAAAAGACUGUGUCAGAGAAUUCUUCAACGUGUUUCUUCCAAGGGGAAAAAAUAAGUAAGUUUGGUAUUGUUAGCAUGAAAUGCCUUCCUCACUCUGUGCAGUUUGAUUGACAGGCUUGCACCUUAGAAUGUUGUCUCUCUCACAAGCCUAUGAGGUACAAUCCCUUCAAUUGAAGAAAAAUUAGAUAGGAAACUAUUUUAGCUUUUACAGACGUUUUUUGCCAUAAGAAUUACACUCUUUACUAUGUGCAAUAGCCAAGAGAGUAAAUCCAUGUGCCACCAGCUGUGACUGUG
Molecule: messenger RNA, 3109 nt
Organism: Pocillopora meandrina
Lineage: Eukaryota; Metazoa; Cnidaria; Anthozoa; Scleractinia; Pocilloporidae
Source: the annotation of a GenBank genome assembly